CAAACUGGUCGAACGAGUUGGGGUGUAUGCUGUCUGCACGCCUUGGCCAAUGGAACCAGAUCCUCCCUGCAGUGCGUAAGAGCGCAAUUUAGGAUUUAACCAAGUCUUUGCUGAGGGGCUGGCAGAAGUUCGAGAGACCACGUCGGCGUAAGCACACAUCACACAAUGCAAGUGUAGUCUUCAGUCAGUCUUCAGACGUCUCAUUGGAGUUAGACAGCCAUUUAACGUUGCUGCUUUCGAACUAUGACUGGAGUAUUCGACCGAAGGAUUCCGAGUUUCAAACCUUCCGACUUCCAGAACCCUUUUCAGCUUUCCACCACCAUGCACCACCCGUCUCAGGAAUCCCCUACGCUUCCCGAGUCUACGGCCACGGAUUCUGGCUACUAUAGCCCCGCUGGAGCAGUGCACCAUGGCUAUUGUUCGCCUAAUUCCACCUCGUAUGGGAAACCUCUCAAUGCCUAUCAGUACCAGUACCACGGCGUAAACGGAUCUGCAGGAAAUUACCCUGCAAAAACAUACCCAGACUACAGCGCAUACACAGCCUCUGCUUACCACCAAUAUGCUGGAACUUAUAGCAGAGUACAACCACAACCAUUAAGUCCGCAAGGUAAUUACAUAAUGUUUUAUUGUAUUUGUAUUAGGCUAUUAUUAAUAUUAUUAUUAUUAUUAUUAUUAUUAUUGAAUCAAGUUUGUGUUGUGUUCGAGCUCUCACACACAUUUUACAUGCGAGUAUUUCAACCUGACCUAGGCUAUUUUCUCAUCAUGGUACAAUUCUUGAAAUCAAUAUUGGUAAAGGGGCACAAAGUUUUCACCCAGGUUAUUCUGUAAAAAGGACGGACUUUUCCUUUACCCGUUAGAUUCUUUGCGAGACGCAUUGGCUUCAAUAUCGGCCUCUAAAUCGACAGAUGUCCUCUUGAUUUGAUCUCUCUGAAAUAGAUGGAAUAUCCAGGAAAUAUGACUGUGUUAUGCGAAUACUUUGUUAGUAUACCACAUAUAAAGUAAUUGAUUUCUUUCUUUCAGAAAAAGAAGUAGCAGAACCUGAAGUGAGGAUGGUAAACGGAAAGCCCAAGAAAGUCAGAAAACCACGGACAAUCUACUCCAGUUUUCAGCUCGCCGCCCUACAGCGGAGAUUUCAGAACACACAGUACCUCGCGCUGCCAGAGAGAGCAGAGCUCGCCGCUUCGUUGGGACUCACGCAAACGCAGGUAAAUGGGUUACUUUUCGCCAAUUUCAUUGUAUGUUCAGUUUCAUUCUGUUUAAAAAAAUGUUUAAUCUAAAUUAUCACUUGGUCCAUGUUGUUUACAUUCACCGGAAUUGUCAGUUCAAAUUUGCAUUGUGUUUACAAUAUACAUGUCAUGCGUAAAGUGUGCGUAAUGAACGAAAACACCUCACCCCAUUCUUGAAAAAUUAUCGAAAGCUUAAUUCGUAUGAAUACUUUUGUAUAAUGGCAUUUUGGGAUGUCAAUAUGCUUUUAUUUAUUAACUCACUUUGACAUAUUUCUCAUCCAUCCCCAGGUCAAAAUCUGGUUCCAGAACAAAAGGUCGAAACUGAAGAAAAUUAUGAAGAAUGGCGAGCUUCCACCAGAACACAGUCCGAGCUCCAGCGACCCUAUGGCAUGCAACUCUCCGCAGUCCCCCGCCGUCUGGGACACGCAUGGCCCAUCCAGGCCUCACAGCCACCAGGCACAGAACAUCAACUCCGCGGCUUCCACCUUUUUGGAAAACUCUGCGUCUUGGUACUCCACCGCUGGUGUCAUGAAUUCUCACCUCCAGGCCCCCAACUCGAUACAGCACUCUUUGGUUCUUGGAUCUGGGACGUUAUACUGAAACCCAGUUCAACAAAUAUUUACAUUGUAUUGGACUCGUGUUUAAAAUGUUCAGAGGAAUAUGCAAUGUAUUGAUGAAAGUCAUAGAAGAACGUGUAUAAUGUGUAAAUGUGUGCAUGUAAUUUAUUGCAUUUUGGAAGACUAAUUAAACGUUUUAAAUCGACAAUGGAACCCAGAGACUUUUAAUGGCGCCCUCCUGAAUUAUGACAGACUAAAAAAAUGGCCUACCUACAAAUCCUCCCUCAUGAUUAGGCCUAUAGACAGGCUAUUCGCACUGAAAAUCAAUGACUCCGUAACAUUACAAAAUUAGCCCACAUUCUGAGACACUUUAAAUCCAUGCACAGAUCAAACUUGCCUGGACUGUCUGCGUGCCAUAUUUGGUCAGUUGUGCACAUUUGUGAUUCACUUUCAACAUUAAUUUGGGCACAGAUCUAUCAACAAGGAGAUGGUAUAAUGAGCUUAGGCUAUAGGCCUACAAUUAGGCAAUUUUAGAUUUUCAACAAGCGCGGAAUUCUCAGGGGGAGUUACCUGCUGGUAUGCCAAAAGGUUAGGCUAGAUUUGUUUCGUGUCAUGUCAUGUAGUUAUUCAUGUUUAGUACUACAAC
This is a messenger RNA of Coregonus sp. 'balchen', 2429 nucleotides long. Lineage: Eukaryota; Metazoa; Chordata; Actinopteri; Salmoniformes; Salmonidae. The record is from the annotation of a GenBank genome assembly.